This is a messenger RNA of Mercenaria mercenaria, 6160 nucleotides long. Its product is annotated as mucin-2-like. The transcript is spliced from 10 exons. Bases 326 to 5953 code for a protein of 1875 amino acids. Lineage: Eukaryota; Metazoa; Mollusca; Bivalvia; Venerida; Veneridae. The record is from RefSeq and is a predicted model, not a curated record.
AUUUUUUCCUGCUUAUAUGCCAGGACGUUGAAUAUUUGCAAGGUGAGAUAAACGAGAAUUUGUUUCGAUUUUAAGCAGAUCCUUUGCGAACGAGUAAUGACUCAUUUACACGGCACAAAGAAAGACAACUGGCUAAUUAUAUGAGGAUUUGCAAUUAUUACUAAAUACAAAUGUUCUUGCUCCGAAAUGAUCUAUUUCGAAGACUAAGAUGUGGUAUAAAAUCAGACUGCUCAUUACUUAAAGUUACCAGUAGCGUUUUUUUUUUUAAUUGGAAUAUGUGUCAGGGCCUCAAAAUUAGUAAAUAACCUUUCAGUAAAAACAUCUUAUGAAAAUAAAACACAAUGCACAUACUGAAUAUUGGAUAAAAUGUGAGCUAGAGAUGAUAUUAAAUGAGGGCGGGAUAAUGCAAAAUACUCGUAUUCUGCUUAUUGUUUUAAAUUUAUUGGCGAUUAAUUAUGUGAGCUCAAAUGUGUCGUUUCUGAACCUUGAUGCGAAUGCUGACGUAAGCAACAGUCUUAGUGUGGGAGAUGUGGCCUUCACCUUUCUAACGAACGACGACUCCAGUGUUCUUGUGUCCAUGACAACAAGCUCAAACUUUUUUGAAAUAGAUCCUUCCAGUGAUAAGCUGUUGCUAGUGAAAUCAUGCCUAACAGCUGGAAAUCAAGAGAUACUCAGUUUUACCGCCACAGACCAAAGCUCAAACUCCGUCUCAGGGACACUCACAGCGAACAUUAUUGAAACGGCACCCGUGUUCAACAAUCUUCCCUCAACUAUUUAUGUUGACACCACCAGUGCGAAGAAUGGAUAUCAGACCUUAUUCUCCCUUGAUAUAUCCACUGGGUGUAGUACGUCAGGGAUAAACAGUAUAUGUGACAUUGAUUCUGUAUCAACAUCCCAGAUCUUAUUAGUGCAAAAUGAUAUUCGGGUGAAAAGUCAAGGUUUAAAUGAUCCACAAUCGUUCACGAUAACAAUAACUUGUUCAGGAAAUGGCCUGUCUGCAACUGCGAGCUUAAGCGUGUAUGUUGGAAUAACACCACCUACAACAAUUUCCACUACUGAAAUAACCACAUCGUCUACAACAACGCAAUCUUCCACAAAAACUACAUCAACAACACCAUCUACAACAACGCAAUCUUCCACACCAACCACAUCAACAACACCGUCUAUAACAACGUUAUCCUCAACACCAACCACAUCGACAACACCGUCUACAACAACGUUAUCCUCAACACCAACCACAUCGACAACACCGUCUACAACAACGUUAUCCUCAACACCAACCACAUCGACAACACCGUCUACAACAACGUUAUCCUCAACACCAACCACAUCGACAACACCGUCUAUAACAACGACAACCACAUCAACAACACCGUCUACAACAACGGUAUCCGUAACACCAACCACAUCGACUACACCGUCUACAACAACGUUAUCCUCAACACCAACCACAUCGACUACAUCGUCUACAACAACGUUAUCCUCAACACCAACCACAUCGACAACACCGUCUACAACAACGCAAUCUUCCACAACAGCUACAUCGACUACACCGUCUACAACAACGUUAUCCUCAACACCAACCACAUCGACUACAUCGUCUACAACAACGUUAUCCUCAACACCAACCACAUCGACAACACCGUCUACAACAACGCAAUCUUCCACAACAACUACAUCGACUACAUCGUCUACAACAACGUUAUCCUCAACACCAACCACAUCGACACCACCGUCUACAACAACGUUAUCCUCAACACCAACCACAUCGACAACAUCGUCUACAACAACGCAAUCUUCCACAACAACUACAUCGACUACACCGUCUACAACAACGCAAUCUUCCACAACAACCACAUCGACAACACCGUCUUCAACAACGUUAUCCUCAACACCAACCACAUCGACAACACCGUCUACAACAACGUUAUCCUCAACACCAACCACAUCGACAACACCGUCUACAACAACGCAAUCUUCCACAACAACUACAUCGACUACACCGUCUACAACAACGUUAUCCUCAACACCAACCACAUCAACAACACCGUCUACAACAACGUUAUCGUCAACACCAACCACAUCGACAACACCGUCUACAACAACGUUAUCCUCAACACCAACCACAUCGACAACACCGUCUACAACAACGUUAUCCUCAACACCAACCACAUCGACAACACCGUCUACAACAACGCAAUCUUCCACACCAACCACAUCGACAACACCGUCUACAACAACGCAAUCUUCCACAACAACUACAUCGACUACAUCGUCUACAACAACGUUAUCCUCAACACCAACCACAUCGAUAACACCGUCUACAACAACGGUAUCCUCAACACCAACCACAUCGACUACACCAUCUACAACAACGUUAUCCUCAACACCAACCACAUCGACAACACCGUCUACAACAACGCAAUCUUCCACAACAACUACAUCGACUACACCGUCUACAACAACGUUAUCCUCAACACCAACCACAUCGACAACACCGUCUACAACAACGCAAUCUUCCACAACAACUACAUCGACUACAUCGUCUACAACAACGUUAUCCUCAACACCAACCACAUCGAUAACACCGUCUACAACAACGUUAUCCUCAAAACCAACCACAUCGACUACAUCGUCUACAACAACGUUAUCCUCAACACCAACCACAUCGACAACACCGUCUACAACAACGCAAUCUUCCACAACAACUACAUCGACUACAUCGUCUACAACAACGUUAUCCUCAACACCUACCACAUCGACAACACCGUCUACAACAACGCAAUCUUCCACAACAACUAUAUCGACUACACCGUCUACAACAACGUUAUCCUCAACACCAACCACAUCGACAACACCGUCUACAACAACGCAAUCCUCCACAACAACCACAUCGACAACACCGUCUGCAACAACGCUAUCCUCCACAACAACCACAUCGAUAACACCGUCUACAACAACGCUUUCCUCCACAACAACCACAGCGACAACACCGUCUACAACAACAUUAUCCUCAACACCAACCACAUUGACAACACCGUCUACAACAACGCUAUCUUCCACAUCAACCAAAUCGACAACACCAUCUACAACAACGUUAUCUUCCACAACAACCACAGCGACAACACCGUCUACAACAACGCUAUCCUCCACAACAACCACAUCGACAACACCGACUACAACAACGCUAUCCUCCACAACAACCACAUCGACAACACCGUCUACAACAACGCUUUCCUCCACAACAACCACAGCGACAACACCGUCUACAACAACGAUAUCUUCAACACCAACCACAUCGACAACACCGUCUACAGCAACGCUAUCCACCGCGACAACCUCAUCAACAACACCGUCUUCAACAACGUUAUCGUCAACAUCAACCGCAUCAACAACACCGUCUUCAACAACGUUAUCGUCAACAUCAACCGCAUCAACAACACCGUCUUCAACAACGUUAUCGUCAACAUCAACCGCAUCAACAACACCGUCUACAACAACGUUAUCGUCAACACAAACCGCAUCAACAACACCGUCUACAACAACGUUAUCGUCAACACCAACCACAUCAACAACACCGUCUACAACAACGUUAUCGUCAACACAAACCACAUCAACAACACCGUCUAAAACAACGUUAUCCUCAACACCAACCACAUCGCCAACACCGUCUACAACAACGCUAUCUUCCACAACAACCACAUCGACAACACCGUCUACAACAACGUUAUCGUUAACACGGACCACAUCAACAACACCGUCUACAACAACAUUAUCCUCAACACCAACCACAUCGACAACACCGUCUACAACAACGCUAUCCUCCACAACAACCACAUCGACAACACCGACUACAACAACGCUAUCUUCCACAACCACCACAGCGACAACACCGUCUACAACAACGCUAUCCUCCACAACAACCACAUCGACAACACCGUCUACAACAACGCUAUCCUCCACAACAACCACAUCGAUAACACCGUCUACAACAACGCUUUCCUCCACAACAACCACAGCGACAACACCGUCUACAACAACAACACCGUCUACAACAACGUUAUCGUCAACAUCAACCGCAUCAACAACACCGUCUACAACAACGUUAUCGUCAACAUCAACCGCAUCAACAACACCGUCUACAACAACGCAAUCUUCCACAACAACUACAUCAACAACACCAUCUACAACAGCGUUAUCGUCAACACCAACCACAUCAACAACACCGUCUACAGCAACGUUAUCGUCAACACCAACCACAUCGCCAACACCGUCUACAACAACGCUAUCUUCCACAACAACCACAUCGACAACACCGUCUACAACAACGGUAUCUUCAACACCAACCACAUCGACAACACCGUCUACAGCAACGAUAUCUUCCACAACAACCACAUCGCCAACACCGUCUACAACAAUGCUAUCUUCAACAACAACCACAUCGACAACACCGUCUAAAACAACGUUAUCCUCAACACCAACCACAUCGCCAACACCGUCUACAACAACGCUAUCUUCCACAACAACCACAUCGACAACACCGUCUACAACAACGUUAUCGUCAACUCCAACCACAUCGCCAACACCGUCUACAACAACGCUAUCUUCAACAACAACCACAUCGACAACACCGUCUAUAACAACGUUAUCCUCAACACCAACCACAUCGACAACACCGUCUACAACAACGGUAUCUUCAACAACAACCACAUCGACAACACCGUCUACAGCAACGCUAUCCUCCACGACAACCUCAUCAACAACAGCGUCUACAACAAUGUUAUCGUCAACAUCAACCGCAUCGUCAACACCGUCUACAACAACGUUAUCGUCAACACCAACCACAUCGCCAACACCGUCUACAACAACGCUAUCUUCAACAACAACCACAUCGACAACACCGUCUAUAACAACGUUAUCCUCAACACCAACCACAUCGACAACACCGUCUACAACAACGUUAUCAUCAACAACAACCACAUCGACAACACCGUCUACAGCAACGCUCUCCUCCACGACAACCUCAUCAAUAACACCGUCUACAACAACGUUAUCGUCAAUACCAACCACAUCAACAACACCGUCUACAACAACAUUAUCCUCAACGUCAACCACAUCGACAACACCGUCUACAGCAACGCUAUCCUCCACGACAACCUCAUCAACAACACCGUCUACAACAACGUUAUCGUCAACACCAACCACAUCAACAACACCGUCUACAACAACAUUAUCCUCAACGUCAACCACAUCGACAACACCGUCUACAGCAACGCUAUCCUCCAGGACAACCACAUCAACAACACGGUCUACAACAACGUUAUCCUCAACACCAAACACAUCGACAACACCGUCUACAACAACGGUAUCUUCAACAACAACUACAUCGACAACACCGUCUACAGCAACGCUAUUCUCCACGGCAACUACAGCGACAACACCAUCUACAACAACGUUAUCGUCAACAGCAACCACAGCGUCAACACCGUCUACAACAACGCUAUCCUCCACAACAACCAAGGCGACAACACCGUCUACAACAACGUUAUCCUCCACAACAACCACAACGACAACAACGUCUUCAACCACGUCAUUUCAUACUAAUGCUGUACAUGUUAAUAAAGCCGAAUCAAAAUCUGAUGAACAGUCUGCGUUUUUCGAUAAACCUGAGACAAUAGCCGGUUUAAGUUUAAUUCCCUUUGUUAUGAUAGCGGCAGGAGUUAUUUUCUUUCUUAUAAAACAACUUAGAAGAUGCACAAGCAAAGCAUACGCUGGACGAGAAAACAGGAGGCAAAGUGAACAGGACUCUGAAAGCAAUUACGAUUUGGACGAUGGUUCUGGUGAAAGACGAUCCAGCUUGCGGCCAUGUACACGGCAGUUACAUUCACACUCGCAUCAUCCAGACGACAGGGAGCUCACUCCUGUAGAAUUGACAGUAUUGCGUCACGUCUAGGCAAAUGUUUCGUUAACUGCACCAAGUAAUGUACUGGCUCACUGCAUUGGGAAAAUCUGAGAUAGAGGAUAUUUGUUUUAUUAUUGACUUUUUAAUCUGAAACACCAUAUUAAACAUUAAAUUGACUGUUCUACCGUUCUCCUCGUGACACAUGGUAAGGCCUUUUAAAAAGAUAGUGAAAACAGAAAUAUUAAAAUUCUAUAUUUG